AAUAUGUUGACCAAAAAUUAUUUUGGGCUGUUGAAUUCAUUCAUUCAAAAUAAAGCUGACAUACAUCAACAAGAUGAUGGCUCCGCCAGUCAAAGGGAUUCAGAAAUGCCGGGAAAAUAUUAACUGUAGCCGCAUUAUGAAGGACGUUCAAAAGCAAAGUCGAAUUGGUUCUGUUGGAACAGACCACGCGCCAUUCAUGUUGUAGACGAACUAAUCAAGGUUUUGAUUAUUCAACGAUUUCAAACUGUCAUUACUAAUAACGUUUACUCUAAGUAGCUGCAUUCAUUUUCAUUUGAAGUAUGUGAAAUUACACGAACAUGGUUGAGCAUUUGAAACAUACACUGAUAGCUAUCACCCUCAAAAGUCUUGUCAGCCUUUGGAAUAUGUUAUUCAGAAAGCCUCGAGUAACAAUAUAGUGUAUGAAGUCUUUCUACUAUCGUUUAGCACUGACAGUGGAUUGAAGGGGCGUUCUUAGUUCAACCAAUCUUUAUUAAUUGAAUUUUUGGAUAAGAUUUCUGGGAAAACCGCACGUGGUGUAUAGUGCAUAUGAAAGGUUUGAUUGUGCAUGAUAUUUCCUUGUUUGUGUUUGUGGAAUCAUCCACAUCACUCGAAAUGAAGUCUUGCACUUUGCGAUGAUUUCCUGUAAGUAAGGUGUUUGCUCCAUUGUAUUAAUGUAAGAGUGGUUUUGAAAGUAAGAUAGGAGCCUGUGUUUCAUAUUGCCGUUUGUUGGUAAUGACUGGAUGAAAGUGAGACAUUUUUCUAUCCAAAUUGUUGUGCAAGUGCUAGGUUUUGUGUGCCACUAAACAUUUCUUAAUAGCAGAUGGACUAAUCUAGGUUACAAAUGACUCUUCUCGAGCUCCAAAUUCACCACAAAAGCUGAAAUGGUAAAAUUCCGCAGCAUUUCUGAAAGACAAAACCUCUUUUUACGCUGCUGCAAUAAUUGUCGUCUCAUAAGGAUAGUUUAUAUCUGGUGUCAGAAUUGAAUAAGAUUUCUGAAAUCUGACAACAAGUUUAUAAGCCAAGUUAUAACGCUAAAAAUGUUUAAUGACAUUAAUAAAAAAAUAUUUGUUGCUCUUCUUUUGCUAUAUUGCAUGCAGAAAUUUCCAGUAGUUUAAUGUACAACAGCUUUUACCAAUGGAGUGGCUUUAUUUUCAUCCAUCUCGUAUACCACUUUUUGCUGCCAUUCACGCUUUGUUUUUGUGCCCAGUAAUGUAUUUCAUCGCAAUUUCAUAUGAUCAUGUACAACCAGUUGCUCCAUACGUGAGCGCUCUUGGUAUAUAUCCACCGGAAAAAUAUAUUUUUAUGUAUUCAUCAGGAGUAUAUGGAGUACUAACUAUUAUAAGUCAAUGGUUUUGGUACUUAAUGAUGAGAAGAAGACUUGUGGAGAGAAAUGCUUGGUCAACGGUUAGUAGACUACUAUGCAUCAUCGUACCAAUAACUUUCACAAUAUCAAGCAUAUCCAUCGUGGCAUUGUCCAUAUUUGAUACGAAAACUAAUAAUGAAACACAUUAUUACUUAUCAGUAUUGAAUAUCUGUUGUCACCUGGUUUCAAUCCCACUGAGUGCUCUGCUUGUUUCAUAUUCUUUCCGUCCAUGGAUAUGGUUUUGCUUGGCUAGAUUAGUUGUUUGGAUUCAGAUAAUUCUUGGGGCACAUUUUUUCAUAUAUUUCAAUCAGCUUGGUCUCCUAUAUCCAGAAGCUGAAGACUUCUUCUAUAUAAAACCACAUGAACCGGGAUAUGAAGAAUUUAAAUGGAGCGCAGUGAGCGAAUGGUUUGCAACAGUGGGAUGUGCAGAAGUCUCAUUGAUCACGAGUUUGGAACUACGGAAUUAUGAAAAGAAAAGAUUCCAUAUGGAAUGAAAAGGUCUACAAGAUCCUGGGGAGUUUAACUGACUGCAAACAUUUCUUUCAAUACACUUGGCGAACUAGACAUAAUUUAGGAUAAUUUAUAUCCUUUGUUAUGUCCAAGUCCUAUGAGUCGCAAGGAUUUUGUUUUCUUACAUAUAUGAAUAGAACCAUUAUAAUAAUAAUAAUUUUUUGGACCGCUUUCUUAACAUUCA
Molecule: messenger RNA, 2057 nt
Organism: Trichobilharzia szidati
Lineage: Eukaryota; Metazoa; Platyhelminthes; Trematoda; Strigeidida; Schistosomatidae
Source: the annotation of a GenBank genome assembly